AAAUCGAUAUUGUUGUUGUGACAGCUGCGAGCUUGUUGUUUUUAUUCGCCAAACACGAACAGCGUCCAAAUUCUCCAAACUACCCGCAUUAUAACGCCGCGGACGUAAUUUUCCCUGCCCAAAAUGCCGCCGGAAACUGGGCCAACGUACGAGCUAUCGAACGGCACCUGCCGCUUGUGUUUAGAGCACAAGGAAGAACUGAUCCCUCUCGAAUGCGCUCUGUCGGAAACGGAGCUUAUCAACGUCAUCGAUUGCUUCCUCAAGAUAGACAUCACCGACAAUUGGCCGUUCCAGAACGUAUGUGAUGAUUGUGUCAUGCAGGUUCGGUUGAUUGAAAAAUUACGCGCCCAUUUCGAUGAGAGAAAUCGUAUUUUCGAUGUGCUGUGGACGCAAUACAAGCGAAUACACAUGCAAGCCGAUGGGGCGGGUGGUAGUAGUAAAAAGAAAUUGUCCAAAACAGAGGAGAGCAACGUCAACUCUGGCUACGUCAUCGAGGGAAUGGUGAUAGAGAAAACGGAAGUGGAGAUACUGCCACCGGACAUGUUGCUGAAAGCAGAGGCUGGAACUGAACAGUGUGGCGCCGUCAUCAAACAGGAAGAGAACGAAGAGGAGGACCAUCUGGUGGAGGAGCUGGUGUACGAGGAGCUAACGCUGGACGAAACGGAACUCGACGAGGGUGAGAUCAUAGAAGAGGACAAGGAUACGCUGGAGGGUGAACAUGAGAGCGAAAUGGUAGAGGAACACAUCAUGGAACCAGAGGAAGACGGGAUUGCGGCAGGGGACGAAUCGGACGACCAAAUUGAGCACCAGCUGUACGAGAUUGCAGACAGUGAGGAUGGGGAGCAAAAACAGCAGCACGAGCAACAACAGGACGACUGUUAUUACGACGAAACGGUCAGCCGAUGCUACAUCUGCAUGGAAACGCUGGAAUCGGAGAGUGAACUGCAAGAGCACCUGGGGACGGUGCAUCUUAAAUUGCUCCCAUUUCACUGCGACAAAUGUUUGCAGUACUAUCGCACAAUCGACGAGGUAAAUCAGCAUCUGAUCUCGCACGAGUAUCCGUUCGUUUGCAUGUACUGCCCGCGCAAGUACAGCUCCGAGCGGCAGCUGGAGAACCACAACAAAGACUGCAACACCUACCGGUGCCUGUACUGCCCGGCGGAGUUCGAGGUGCUGUCCCACCUGAACACACACAAGCGGCAACAUGCGGCCCAGCUGCGGGGCAAGCUAAAGUGCAAGGCUUGCGGCCGUCAGUUCACACAGUCCUCCCAUCUGAAGCGCCAUCUACGGUCGGGAAGCUGUGCCGGCGUCAAGGAACGCGGACCAAAGCGCAAGUACAUGCGUAGACAUGGGCAAGAAAUUCCGACCUCCCCUAGAGGCGGCGACCAAUGCAGCAAGGAGCCGCAGAACAAAAAUCUACUCUACUGUCAGGUGUGCGAUCGGAAGUUUGUCAGCAACUCCUAUCUGGCGCGGCACUUCGAGCGGGACCAUUCCGAGCUACGGUUUCCCCUGUUUCCCUGUGACGUCUGUACGAAGAAGUUUACCUCGUUCGAAAAGUCCGUCCUGCACCGACGGUAUCACCGCCGGCAGCCAGCCAUCAAACCGAAGGAGCUAAAGAAACCGAAGGAAACGGUGUGCAAAAUCUGCGACAAAGAGUUCCGCGUCGACCAUCAGCUGCUGCGCCAUCUGACGGAGGAGCAUUCGCUCGCGCUCGAGCUGUUCCAGUGCGACCAGUGUCCGCGCAAGUUUUCGACCGAGUUCAAGCUGCGCAAGCACCAUUACAACAGCCACCGGGAGAACAAGACGCUGUACGUUUGCUCGCACUGUGGGCAGAAGUUCGAGAAGAAGCUGACGCUGAAGGACCACGAAACGAAGCACCUGGGUAUGCCGGCCUAUCGGUGCGCGGUGUGCGACAAGACGUUCAUCCACAAGCACAGCCUGGACCGGCACGCGCUCGUGCACAGUGACGAGAAGCAGUUUGCGUGCGAGUUUUGCGCGAAAACGUUCAAGCGCAACACCACGCUGGUGAUCCACCGGCGGAUACACACCGGGGAGAAGCCGUACCAGUGCGAACCGUGCGGUAUGCGGUUCAUCGAUUCCAGCACGCUGAUCAAACACCGGCAGCGGGCGCACAUGAAAGCGGAGUGCAUGCCGCUGAAACAGGAACAAGGGCAGUAGAAGCUUUACCUGCACGUAUAAUUUUAUUGUGUUUGUAAAGCGCCAUUCUUCAGACACCGAUUAUUACAAGACUUGAUGAUAAUCUUAGGACAAGUGUAUAGAAAAUGAAAAGCGUUUGAACAUGAGUGAAGAGUUUACAACGAGCGAGCUGUGUGUCUUGGUUCGAGCUGGUUGUAGAUGACAUUCGUGAUUGCUUUCACAUUUUUUUUAAAUAGCCACGCUUUUACUGGUCACAUUAUUGUGAACCCUUUUAAUAUAAAGCUCGCACCAAGCGAUACCAGAA
Molecule: messenger RNA, 2461 nt
Organism: Anopheles gambiae (African malaria mosquito)
Lineage: Eukaryota; Metazoa; Arthropoda; Insecta; Diptera; Culicidae
Product: zinc finger protein 708
Exons: 3
Coding region: 124-2178 (684 amino acids)
Biological process (GO): regulation of transcription by RNA polymerase II
Cellular component (GO): nucleus
Molecular function (GO): DNA-binding transcription factor activity, RNA polymerase II-specific; RNA polymerase II transcription regulatory region sequence-specific DNA binding
Source: RefSeq, a predicted model, not a curated record